CCGGGUAGUUCCGCGUCUGCGCAGUGCGUGCCGGUGACGUCACGGCAGUAUUUGCAGGUUGGGUGUUCCACAGGAGAGAUCAGCGCCGAAGUUGAGGUAUUGUCACAGAGGAGAGAGAGAGUCUAUCCUAUAGUGCCCUGAGGCAUUACCCAUCAUGCCGCUGUUCGGCAAGUCGCAGAAGAGCCCGGCGGAGCUCGCCAAGACGCUCCGAGACGCCAUGGAGAUCCUGAAACGGAAGGACCUUCCCGACAAGAAGACAGAGAAGGCAUCAGAAGAAGCGUCCAAGACUUUGGUAGCGAUGAAGAACAUCUUGUACGGAACAGGAGACCAGGAGCCUGUGACAGAGCUGGUUGCACAGCUGGCUCAGGAGAUGUACAACUCUGACAUGAUCAUCACACUCAUCAACAACCUACACAAAAUUGACUUCGAGGGUAAGAAGGACGUUGCACAGAUCUUCAGUAACAUCUUGAGAAGACAGAUUGGGACCAGGUCUCCUACAGUCGAGUACAUCUGUACCAGACAGGAGAUCCUCUUCACUCUCAUGAAGGGCUACGAGACCCCUGAGAUUGCUCUAAACUGCGGCAUCAUGCUGAGAGAGUGUGUGAGGCACGAGGCCCUCGCCAAGAUCAUGCUGUACUCCAACCAGUUCUACGACUUCUUCAGAUACGUGGAGAUGUCAACCUUCGACCUGGCCUCCGACGCUUUCGCUACAUUCAAGGACCUUCUGACAAAACACAAAAUCUUGUGUGCGGAGUUCUUGGAACAGAAUUACGACAAGGUAUUUGGGCACUAUCAGCAGUUGCUAACAUCAGAAAACUAUGUGACCAAGAGGCAGUCUCUGAAGUUGCUGGGAGAGUUGUUGCUGGACCGGCAUAACUUCACCACCAUGACCAAAUACAUCAGUAACGCAGACAACCUCAAACUCAUGAUGAACCUGCUCAGGGACAAGAGCAGGAACAUUCAGUUUGAGGCUUUCCAUGUCUUCAAGGUGUUUGUUGCCAACCCGAACAAGAGCAAGCCCAUCCUGGACAUCCUGCUGAAGAACCAGGCCAAGCUGGUGGAGUUCCUGACGGGGUUCCACACCGACCGUACCGAGGAUGAACAGUUCAACGACGAGAAGGCCUACCUCAUCAAACAGAUCCGCGAGCUCCAGCCCGCGCCACAGGGCGUAUAAUACACGGGGUCAUCGCUAUGGUUACGGGGUCGCCGCUAUGGUUACGGUUAGAUAUUCACGACGCGCUCGCUCGCGUGACGUUGGCAUGGAGUUAGCUCUCGCUGCUGUGUUGGUGUCCUGUUUUGUUAUCAGUGAAUCAUAGCUCAUAGCUUUUAAAGCCACUCUAAUUACAUGUAAUUUCCAUGUCUUAGACUCACACAUUUUGAGGAGAAAAUAUAGCUAGCAGCUAAGACAUCAUGAAAGUAGAGGGCAAGAAGAAAACUUGAAUAUGACUGUAUUCACUCUAUAAAACUGGGUGCACAAUGGCAUUAUCCUGGACCCUAGGCUUUGUUUAUAUUGCAUUUUGCUAGUGAAGCAUAUUUUGUUAAAAUAUGUUAACCAAAUAAUUGCAUUGGCAUGGCCUUCUUAUAUACAAUCGAUACUUACAACUAGUACUGCUUUUGAAAGCUUCACAACAAAGACAUCCAGAAAUCUUCAGAAGAGUGCCCUUAGUAUAUAUAGAACAACAGGAGAAAGAUUGAAAGCUUUUUCAGAUGUAUUUUUAGCUACGAUUCACUGAAAUGCAAGGAGACACCAAUAUGGUAGGCAGCAUUUUGUGGCUUCAAAACCCUCUUCUGUCUUCAUUGAAUGAAAAUCUUUUUGAUUGGUAUGAAAAUGAAGAUCACGUGAGUCACUGUGGAUACGCUUUGUAGAGGGGGCUCGAAAAAGCUGAGUGGCCUUGCAAGGCCAGUCUUAAUUUGUAAAAGGAUGUCUGUAGAGCUCCCAAAUAUCCGUGCUACCUUUUUGCAAUAUGGCAAGCAGCGCUAUGAAAAACGUGCGAUAUAAGAAUCCUAUCCUGGGGUCAAAAAACUUGACUUUCUAAUGUUGUACAUGUACAUAAGCUGGGAGCAAGCUCGGUUCUAAAGAACAGUUACAUACUCAAGUCUGUUUUUCUGUACUCUUUGGCACGAAACGCCAGCUUUGCAGACAUGCAGUGGGGCCUGGUUGUAGCACGUCUGCAUUUGCAUUGUUUUAAACAAGGUUUCUUGUAAGCAUUUCAUACCUUUUGGAGACAUGAAUGAAGUUAGAUGAUUAACUGUGUAUGGCAGGAGCAAUGUAUAUUUUGCAUUUAGUGCUGAACAUAGUGUCAUAUUUAUUUUCCUUUUAGUAUUCAUUUCUUUCGUGUUCUGUAGUACUUAAUGCCUGUAUUUUGUAAACCUUAUUACAUGGCACUUAUGCAUAGGCUAUUUCAUUGCUGGAUAGUUCUAGCUCAAAUUGACUUUGUUACUAUGGUUUUCCAUUGAUGGUUUUUUCCUUAAAUUGUCCUACAUUUUGUCAGUUUUGAUUCAUUGUCCAAACAGUUUACUUUAUGUAUCUUUGUAAUAAUUAUCUUGUAAUGUUUUUAUAUGACUCAUCAAUGUAAAAUUCUCAUCUUCACACCAAAAAGUGCUUGCAGUUGGUUUACAUAUUUAGUAUUUUCAUGUCAACAUUCUUAAUUCUAUAUGAUUCCCUUAAGUUUUCUAUAUAGAGUCCCUUACUUCAGACAGCGUGACAAAGACAUCAUCUUAUUAUUAUUGUAUAAUGACAAUUUGUAUAUAUAUUAUUGUUAUGUGUGUUCUGUAUAAAACAAUGAUUUAGCCGGAAGAGUUUCGUCCCAGAUUAUUUUGUAGUGAGAAGUUGAGGCUUAGCCUUAAGUUGAAGCUGAGUUUAAGGUGGGGAAGUAGCCAGACUAGCACAAUAAGUGUAUUUUUAGAGGAAAAAUCUCCCUUGCGCGCAGCGAGGUGAUUUGAAAUAAAGGAAACAACGAAUAAUAAAACAGGUUGAAAUUAAC
Molecule: messenger RNA, 2984 nt
Organism: Branchiostoma belcheri (Belcher's lancelet)
Lineage: Eukaryota; Metazoa; Chordata; Leptocardii; Amphioxiformes; Branchiostomatidae
Product: calcium-binding protein 39-like
Exons: 8
Coding region: 155-1174 (339 amino acids)
Biological process (GO): intracellular signal transduction
Molecular function (GO): protein serine/threonine kinase activator activity
Source: RefSeq, a predicted model, not a curated record